Odocoileus virginianus texanus is the source of this 3919-nucleotide messenger RNA. The record is from RefSeq and is a predicted model, not a curated record. Lineage: Eukaryota; Metazoa; Chordata; Mammalia; Artiodactyla; Cervidae.
UCCCCUAUCCCAGUCUUGGGGCCGCGCCGUGUGUGGGUUCUCUGGCUGGGGGAAGGGGCGGGAGCCUUUUCUGGCCUCCCGAUGGGUCCAUGGGUCCAUCUGACUCCUGGCUGGCCGCUGCGCGCCCCUCCAUCCGAUCCUCCAUCCCGGCCCCUCUCUCCUCUGCCGCGGCUGUUUCCCACUUCCUGUUUUCUUCCCGGCCCUGGCGCCACCGAGGGCUGCCUGGAGUGGGGGAGGUGGUGGGGCCCCCCAGGAGGCCGGCGUGUUCUUCCUCUACCACUGCCCCUCCCUUCCGACCCCCAUAGUCCUUUCGAAAAAAGUUUGGGCAGUUAAGGUGAAUUUGAGGGGUACCCGAGAAUUCUGCCCCCCCCCCCCCCCCCGCAGGUUUCCACAGUCUGUCUGGGAGAUUCCCUACCCCACCUAUGUGGGAUCCAGGUGUGUCUUCUGGGACCCCGCCAUCCCAGCCCUUCCCGUCUGCUGCCUCUUCUCCACCCUGUCUGCCAACGUCCUCAGCUCUUCUCUCAGUGUCCGCUGCUCUGUCUCUGCCUCACUGUCCCCCCCCCACCCCCCACCGCCCCUGUGCUCCAGAGGUUCUGCAUCCCCAGGCUUUCUUGGUGUAGGCCGGGUGGUUCCCUGUUUUAAGCACGUGGACUCAUACACAACACACACUCACACAUGCUCCCCUUGCCCGUGCCUGGCUCCUGGCUCCAGAGCCUGGGGAACAGAGCCCCAUUGAGACACCCUGACGUCACCCCCCAUCUUCCUUCUCCCCCCAAAGCUGGGAACAGGCCCUCAUGUAUGCCGUGUCCGAUGAGGAAAGCUGGCUUUGGGGUUGGCCUGGGAAUGGGGAGGGUCGCUGCCAUGAGUGGGAGCCAGAGUUCUGGCCCAGGAGCGAGGUUGUUCAGGGAGGGGGCUUAACUAAGGGGGCCUGGGUCAGCCCCCGGAAUGCAGCUUGAGGCCUUUCCAGAGCCCCCCACCUCCCUUCUGAGUUCCCUUUGUGUUGCAUGUAGUCUCUCUCACUCCUUCUCUUCUGCAAAGUUUAUUUUUAGCCUCCUGCUCCCCCGCUCCCAGGACUGUCGCUGCACACACGUUGCCUGGUUACCGGGACAAGGAGGCUGGGGCGGGUGGGCUGGGAAGGGUGGCUUUAAUUUUGGGGGGAGGGUGGAAAUCAGUACACCCUCCCAACCCUAGACUGAUGUCUCAGGGGCUUCGGCCCCCACCCCGAGUCCAAGAGCCAAAUUGGGGCUUGUUGGGGGUGGGGGCGGGGGUGUAAAGCUUGGUGCCAUGAAGGGAGACAGGAGUUUUUUGGAGAAGGUUGGUGGAUGCAUGAAGCGGGCGGUCUCUUGGGUUCCCAAGAGCCUCUGGGCCCUGAACAAGACCGUCAGACCUGGGUUCUCUAGCAGGGCUUUGCCUUCCCGGAUUGGGCCUACAAGCCAGAGUCAUCCCCCGGCUCCAGGCAGAUCCAGCUGUGGCACUUUAUCUUGGAGCUGCUGCGGAAGGAGGAGUACCAGGGUGUCAUCGCCUGGCAGGGGGACUACGGAGAGUUUGUCAUCAAGGACCCCGAUGAGGUGGCUCGGCUCUGGGGGGUCCGCAAGUGCAAGCCCCAGAUGAACUAUGACAAGCUGAGCCGGGCUCUGCGCUAUUACUACAACAAACGCAUUCUGCACAAGACCAAGGGGAAACGGUUCACCUACAAGUUCAACUUCAACAAACUGGUGCUGGUUAAUUAUCCUUUCAUCGACGUGGGCUUGGCUGGGGGUGCGGUGCCCCAGAGCGCCCCGCCAGUGCCGACAGGCGGCAGCCACUUCCGCUUUCCUCCCUCGACGCCCUCCGAGGUGCUGUCUCCCACCGAGGACCCCCGCUCACCGCCGGCCUGCUCUUCAUCAUCGUCAUCCCUCUUCUCAGCUGUGGUGGCCCGUCGCCUGGGCCGGGGCUCGGUCAGUGACUGUAGCGAUGGCACGUCAGAGCUCGAAGAGCCCCUGGGAGAGGACCCCCGGGCCCGACCGCCCGGCCCCCCGGAGCUGGGUGCCUUCCGUGGGCCCCCGCUGGCCCGCCUGCCCCACGACCCUGGUGUCUUCCGUGUCUACCCCCGGCCCCGGGGUGGCCCUGAGCCCCUCAGUCCUUUCCCCGUGUCGCCUCUAGCUGGGCCUGGCUCUCUGCUGCCCCCACAGCUCUCCCCGGCUCUGCCUAUGACCCCGACCCACCUGGCCUACACCCCGUCCCCCACGCUGAGCCCUAUGUACCCCGGAGGUGGCGGGGGCCCCAGCGGCUCAGGGGGAGGCUCCCACUUCUCCUUCAGCCCCGAGGACAUGAAACGGUACCUGCAGGCCCACACCCAAAGCGUCUACAACUACCACCUCAGCCCCCGCGCCUUCCUGCACUACCCUGGGCUGGUGGUGCCACAGCCCCAGCGCCCCGACAAGUGCCCGCUGCCGCCCAUGGCCCCUGAGACCCCACCGGUCCCCUCCUCGGCCUCGUCCUCCUCUUCCUCCUCUCCAUUCAAGUUUAAGCUCCAGCCGCCCCCCCUGGGACGCCGGCAGCGGGCUGCUGGGGAGAAGGCCCCAACGGGAGCUGACAAGGGCGGCGGCCUGGCCCUCAGCGGCGGUGCAGGCGGGCUGGCCGAGGGGGCUGGGGCUCUGGCCCCGCCACCGCCGCCGCCGCCGCAGAUCAAGGUGGAACCAAUCUCCGAAGGCGAGUCGGAGGAGGUGGAGGUGACUGACAUCAGCGACGAGGAUGAAGAAGACGGGGAGGUGUUCAAGACACCUCGUGUGCCACCUGCACCCCCAAAGCCUGAUCCGGGCGAGGCGCCCGGGGUCGCCCAGUGCAUGCCUCUCAAGCUGCGCUUUAAACGCCGCUGGAGUGAAGACUGUCGCCUCGAAGGGGGUGGGGGCCCUGCUGGGGGCCUUGAGGAUGAGGGUGAGGACAAGAAGGUGCGUGGGGAGGGGCCUGGGGAGGCUGGGGGCCCCCUCACCCCAAGGCGGGUGAGCUCUGACCUCCAGCACGCUACAGCCCAGCUCUCUCUGGAGCAUCGAGAUUCCUGAGGGCUGUGGGCAGGGGACCCCCGUUCCCUCCACCCCCCAUGCCUCUUUUGCUGCCUUAACCCCCCAUUUCCCGGAGGUGAGGGCAGCUUUUUAGUCUUGCUCCGCCGCCGCCUCUUUCCCCUCCCCCAUGUUUUGUAUAAAACUUUUAAUUUCUUUUUUUUUUUUUAAAUGGUGAGGGUGGGUGGGUGCCCAGGGUGGGGGGCCGUCCCCUGUCCCUGUGGGUUUCUAAGCUCCGGGCAAAGUGGUGGGGGUGGGAGGGAGGGGGGAGUUAAGGGGGCCACCUCCAUUCUGGGGAAUUUAUAUUUGAACUGAGGCUCCGGCCUCAAAGCCCAGGAACUUUUUUUAUUACAAUCGUUUAGGAAGUAAAGCCUUGUCUCCCUCCCUGUCCUUUGCCUCCUGUACCUCUCCUUAUCCAUCCCCGGCGUCCUCAGCCCCAGUCCUGCCUUCCCCGCCCCUCCAGGGGCCGUGAGUGCCUGGGUUUCUCAUAGCCCCACAGGGCUGCAGCAGAGGAGGGAGGGACAUUUUAUGAUGAACCAAAAAUUCCGUGUUGGGGGGGUGGGGGCAGAGGAGGGUGAGGGGUGCCGCCCAUAGGCCACAAAUCUCUACAAGUGCCUGCUACCCCUCUCCUGGUCCCCACCCCAGUGCCAGUCCAACCCCUUCACCCCCCAGCUGCUCCUAGGACUUGCCCCAUAGGCAGGCGGGUGGGGAAGGGGGUGCCCUGAAACCAAACUGGAAGCCCCCUCUGCCUCCCAGCUGGGGCCCCUGGGGUGGGGGUCUGUGGUCAAGCCUUAUUCUGUAUUGGGGAUGGAGGGUGGGUGGGGAGGGAAGUCGGGGGCUGCUGGAGAAUGUAUUCAAAACAAUAAAAACUUUGGACCUUU